AAAAGAAAAAAUAUCAAGCAAAAUUUGACUGGAGGCAAACAACCGUAUCUGAUCAGCUUUGUUCCUGCAAAUGCACAUCAUUUUCGAAUAACAUCGCCUCGCAGUGAAACCGGAGGUGUAGGAGGAACAUCUAGUUCUACCAGUGGAUUUGGUGGCGCAAGUGUCAGUUUGCCUGUUGAGCUUUCUACACUGGAACCAUUGUGGAACCAAGAAGUGAAUAGUUUAUACGGAAUCGGUGGCACUGGGGAAAGAGGAUGUGUCAGCACUGGACUUGGAAGCGAUUUAGGAAGCGCUUGCGAAGUCGGAACCUUUAUUACUGCAAUUCCUGGAAUCGAUCGAAUGGAUCUGAAUGACUUUGACAGAGUGCCUCAUAUUCCAGCCGCCAACAUAAGAUUUCUUCGAUACAUUGGGUGUGGGGCGUUUGGUAAAGUAUGGGAGGGCUGGCUACAUGUUUCGAACGAUCACACAGAAAGAUUUGAGAAAGUAGCCUUAAAGGUUCGAAAUGUCAAAUCUUUAACAGAAGCAGAGUUCAAACGGGAGGCCACACUGAUGCACAAAUAUCAGCAUGCAAAUAUCGUCUGCUUCCAUGGUGUUUCGUUUGAUUCGCCAGGACAACAGUGCUUGGUAUUAGAGAUGAUGGAGCAAGGAAAUCUGCGAGACUAUUUACAUAAGGGUUGA
Molecule: messenger RNA, 678 nt
Organism: Protopolystoma xenopodis
Lineage: Eukaryota; Metazoa; Platyhelminthes; Monogenea; Polystomatidea; Polystomatidae
Source: the annotation of a GenBank genome assembly